AUGCCAAGGUUAAGAUAGGAAUACUCAAAAAAAGGGAGGACUAUUUGUUAUGCAAAUUUUAUAAGUCUUUUUUUAUAAUGCUUCAUUUGGAUAUAAUUUCCCCAUGGAUAUAGCAUUUUAAGUGGCAGUUGGAUAUCUUUCUUGUUUGGGAAAUUCUGUUGAUAAAUCACUGGCUGCACUACAAGGCUGAGGGGCCCCAGCAGUUUCAGGGUCAGACCUCAGGGCCGAUGAUGGAAAGAUUUGAAUACGAGCACUUUGUGGAUGGAGUGAGAGAGAGCCAGAUUAACUAUCGAAGGGUUGUAGGGGACACACAACCUUCAUACAUGAGUGCAGUAUCCAAGGAAGGUGAUCAUUACAUCCGGCAUAUACCUGGACAUGGACAUGCAACUGCAGCACAGCGCUACAACGCCACACGGAUUCAAGCAGGUUUUUCUCCAGAAAACAUGGCGGAUUAUUUAAUCAGUGGUGGUACGGGCUACGUCCCAGAUGAUGGGCUCUCAGCGCAGCAGCUCUUUUCAGUUGGUGACGGCCUUACAUACAACAGAUCUGGCCAACAGUGUGUUGUCUCGGAUGGCCAUACGGCUGAAGAGCUAUGCUCUAAAGGAGAUGGGUUGACUUACAACGACUUUCUGAUUUUGCCUGGCUUCAUCGACUUUACCUCAGAUGAAGUGGACCUGACAUCUGCACUGACCAAGAAGAUCACCCUAAAAACCCCGCUCAUUUCUUCCCCCAUGGACACCGUCACAGAGUCAGCCAUGGCAAUUGCUAUGGCGCUAAUGGGAGGAAUGGGGUUCAUUCAUCACAACUGCACACCGGAAUUCCAAGCCAACGAGGUUCGGAAGGUCAAGAGGUUCGAACAGGGCUUUAUUACAGACCCAGUCGUAAUGAGUCCACGCCACACAGUUGGAGAUGUGUUUGAGGCCAAAGUAAGGCACGGUUUCUCUGGGAUUCCCAUCACGGAGACGGGAAAAAUGGGCAGCAAGCUGGUUGGGAUAGUCACCUCCAGAGAUAUUGACUUCCUCUCUGAAAAAGACUAUGGCAAACCUCUGGAGGAGGCUAUGACGAAAAGAGAGGAUUUAGUGGUGGCUCCAGCUGGUGUUACGCUGAAAGAAGCCAAUGAUAUUUUGCAGAGGAGCAAAAAAGGCAAGCUUCCUAUUGUGAAUGAUAAUGAUGAGCUGGUGGCCAUUAUUGCCAGGACGGAUCUGAAGAAGAACAGAGACUACCCUCUAGCAUCAAAAGACUCACGCAAACAGCUUCUCUGUGGUGCCGCCAUCGGGACCAGGGAGGAUGAUAAAUACAGACUAGACCUACUGGUGCAAGCUGGGGUUGAUGUUGUUGUAUUGGACUCUUCACAAGGGAAUUCUGUGUAUCAGAUCAACAUGAUAAGCUAUAUUAAACAAAAACAUCCUGAAUUACAAGUUGUUGGAGGAAAUGUGGUUACAGCAGCCCAGGCCAAGAAUCUGAUUGAUGCCGGUGUGGAUGCCUUGAGGGUUGGGAUGGGUUGUGGUUCCAUUUGCAUCACGCAGGAAGUGAUGGCCUGUGGGCGACCUCAGGGGACCUCUGUGUACAAAGUAGCUGAGUAUGCGAGGCGUUUUGGCGUGCCAGUGAUUGCAGAUGGUGGUAUUCAGACUGUAGGCCACGUGGUGAAGGCUCUGUCUCUGGGAGCAUCGACUGUUAUGAUGGGCUCCUUGCUAGCUGCAACCACAGAGGCUCCUGGAGAGUACUUCUUCUCAGACGGUGUGCGACUGAAGAAAUAUCGGGGUAUGGGUUCUCUGGAUGCGAUGGAGAAAAGUACCAGCAGCCAGAAGCGCUACUUUAGUGAGGGUGAUAAGGUGAAGGUAGCUCAGGGCGUGUCGGGCUCAGUCCAGGACAAAGGCUCCAUCCACAAGUUUAUACCAUACCUCAUAGCUGGAAUCCAGCAUGGCUGCCAGGACAUCGGUGCAAAGAGCCUGUCUGUCCUUCGUUCUAUGAUGUACUCUGGGGAACUGAAGUUUGAGAAGCGAACUAUGUCUGCACAGGUGGAAGGAGGCGUUCAUGGACUUCAUUCUUAUGAGAAGCGACUUUACUAAAUGGACGGAGGCGUGAAAGAGAUCCAAUCUGACAGUGACCAAAUGUUGAAAAACUUCUGUCAAAAUCCACAACAGCACCCUCUCUGCUUCCUCUGCGUUGUGCCCACGCCCUCAGUCAUCACAAACCGCUGAUUUGGAGAGGAGAACGGCAUCGCAGCAAAUGGCAAAUCUUCAAACCGACACCAACUUUCUGAACACCUCAGACUUUGCUCUUAAGAAGAGGUGCAUCAGGGUUAUUUUUUUUUUGUAUCAAGAGUAUGCAGCACUAAACCAGGUUAGUGUGCAUGGGCUGAUAGUUGUGAGAGAAACAAUUCCAGAUUGUGUGGGAUUACAGUUUAGUUGGGACAAAGUGAAGCUGCACUGUGUUGUAUUUGUCCUGUCAGAAACAGCCGUGGUGCAGAUCAGCAGCAUCUCUUUGUGGCCCGUUAAGGUUCCAUGCUUACCAGCAAUCGCACCGUCGGAAGCUUAACUCAUCCCAGUUCAACAAUGGACUCAUAAAUGUGUACAAAAUACAAGACAACACAUCUCUCUUUGUGCACUGUGCCAGUCUGUAAUGACAAAACUUUCCUAACAUUUUCAGAUCAUUGCAAAUGUAUGCUGCUUAGAUUGCAGCACAUGUUGUCCACUUGGUGUACUGUGCAUUCUUACAGUUGAGACGUUUGUCAUCAUUAAUCAAAUCAGAAUAGUAGACAGAUCCACAGUGGUGUUUUCCACUUUGGAAAUUCAAUCAUGCUAAGCCAAAUAGCCUGUGCCCCAUUUUAGUGUUUGUAUAUUUACCAUGGAAGGGACCAAAACCUAAUAUCUGUUAUGUUUAGGAUAGAUAAUGGGUCAGCCAUUAACAUUUAAGCAAAGUGGGUAUUUCCCUGCUCUUAAUCUGAAUAUUUUUCCACAGAAAAACUCUUUAUAAUAAACCUGUAUAGUCCUGGUGACUUUGAAUUGAGCUGGAAGGGUUUUUUAUAUUGUAUGUUUUUUGUUUUUUUUCAUUGAGCCAAGUGUGGCUGUAUUUAUAUUGUGCUUAGAUUGCAAGCAUACUGCCAAGUGUAUUUACACUUCUUUCUUUUUUUUUUUUUUUUACCUUAAAACCAAAACUGGUGCAGCAUUUAGCUUAUCUCAUCAUUUUCUUUCCUGUCAGGCACAGAUUUUGUGUUUUUAUUUGUUCAACAGAGGUAUGCCUUGAAACAGAGAUGGACAGAUGUCUUCUCAGUGCAUGGAGACACCUUCUUGCCAUAGUAUCUUUGUUUGUUUCCUCAGUUGAUGUUGGAGUCGAAAUUGUUCAGAGGUUGUCUUUGCCAUACUUUUUUCAGUAUCUUGAAAUCUAUGUUUUUUUCUCUCAUUUAAUGCAGUUUCUCUAUUCCCCACAAGGUGAACUAACAGCUUGACUGACUUUCAAGAAAAUGUAGGUGAAAUGUAUAUGAAGAAAUGUAUGCCCUCAAUCAGUUUUAAGACUUUUAUUUUUAUUUAUUUUUUUCAGUUUCCCCAUUUUAAGACACGUUAUCCAGAUGUUCAGAAUGUCUUAAUUAUCACACACUGAGUCCUGUCAACCCAUCCAGAAAGCACAACUGACAUUUUAUUGAUGUUUCUCCUUUUGUAUAAAAUUCAGUUUGUCAAGCAGUUGCCAUCACAGAGUGGCAUGUUUUCAUAAACUUAUGGGGAAAGUCUCAGAAUUUAGUAAAUCCAUCUGGAGAUGUUGAGGAAGAUCAUUUUAGGAUAUGUUUACAGUAAAAACACUCUUAAGAUAAAAGUUGCUUUUUCUGUUUUAAUAUGUUAAAAUAAAUACAUAAUACUGUG
This is a messenger RNA of Girardinichthys multiradiatus, 3857 nucleotides long. RefSeq names its product IMP (inosine 5'-monophosphate) dehydrogenase 1b (gene impdh1b). NCBI's taxonomy places the organism in Eukaryota, Metazoa, Chordata, Actinopteri, Cyprinodontiformes, Goodeidae. Bases 228 to 2069 code for a protein of 613 amino acids. Gene Ontology annotation, molecular function: IMP dehydrogenase activity. Gene Ontology annotation, cellular component: cytoplasm. Gene Ontology annotation, biological process: GTP biosynthetic process. The record is from RefSeq and is a predicted model, not a curated record. The transcript has 16 exons.